This is a messenger RNA of Pediculus humanus corporis (human body louse), 2514 nucleotides long. RefSeq lists its product as uncharacterized. Gene Ontology annotation, biological process: mRNA stabilization; meiotic cell cycle; male meiosis I. Bases 1 to 2514 code for a protein of 837 amino acids. Gene Ontology annotation, cellular component: nucleus; cytoplasm. The transcript is spliced from 11 exons. NCBI's taxonomy places the organism in Eukaryota, Metazoa, Arthropoda, Insecta, Psocodea, Pediculidae. The record is from RefSeq and is a predicted model, not a curated record.
AUGCAAAAUGGAAUAUUUGAUAGUAGCAUUAAAAGCACAAUGCCAAGAAGCUAUUCAUUAUGGUCUUCUUCUGACUUGUUACAAAAUAAUGUUGAUAACAUGGACUUAGUUGAAAAUUUACAUUUGUGUAACUCAAUGGUUGAUGAUGUUGUAGCAAAAGUAUUAGAAGAUGAAACGUUAAAUUCAGAAAAUGGGGAUUAUUUGAAAUCUGAAAAUGAUUGCCGCUUUAAAAAUUCUAGUGUUUCGAAUAGCUUUUAUAACAUUUCUGAUUUGAAUUGGUCAAAUGUUCCUUGCAAUACUGAAAAAUCUACUUCAGCAAUUCAGGAGACUGAACUCAAGCUCUCUGAUUUUAAUUACAAGUCCAAAGAGUUUCCUGCAUUUGGUGAUUUUAAGCCAAAUAUGUUGGAUCGGUCAAGUGAAAUUUUAUCUCAUGGUCUCAGUUUUAAUUCUCUAAACAAAAAUUUUAAUUCUCUUAGAAAUUUUAUCGGUGGAAUGGGAGAAAGUAUGGAUUCUGGUUUUGCUUCUCCUGGUGAAAAACAAAUUCAAAAUUCUAGUGUAUUAGAAAAUGAAGAAUUAUAUAAUUACUUACAAUUGAUUAGUAACAAUUUUGUAAAAAUAAAUCUCAAUUCGGAUGUACAGUCAAAUGAUGCUGAUUUAAAUACUAGGAGAAAUUUUCAAAAUCAAAGUUUACCUAUCGAUCUUCAAUCAAAUCAAUUAUUAGAUGAAAAUGACAUUAAUCUGUAUAAUAUGAAUUUUAAUUCUUCAAAUUUAAAUAUUGAAUCUGAUAAUUCCUUAAAUUGUACAGGCAUUAAUCAAAGCCUCUUAAAACAAAUAAAUGACCAAGUUCAUACAGCGGAAGACAAAUUUAGGGUAAAAAAAGAAAUGUAUUGUAAUCAAAAUCAAAGUGAUACCUUUAACAAAGCAUCGGAUUAUAAAACUUGUGUAAAUUCUUCGAGCGGAAAUGGUUUUUCAAAUCAAUCAAACGACAUAUUUUUUAAUUAUCAAGUAAGUUCUCCGAAUCAGUAUUCUCCCGUAUCCUCUGAUUACCAAAAACCUGUAUUAGGCACCGAUAAUUUGGUUUCCUUGCAACCUGUAAAAAAUGGAAACAUGGUUAAUGGCUACGGAGUAAGUCAUUCGCAAUUUAUGAAAACGAACGAUAUUCAAAAUAUGGUCAAAACCAAUAACUAUCAAAAUUAUAACGGAAAAGACAGGGAGUCAAUGUUUCAUUCUUAUCCUCAAAAUUUGUCGAAAAAUAAUUCUUCGAAAAAAAGUUAUGGCGCGCAGGGUUUCAAUAAUUAUAAUUUAGGGCAUUUCGAUGCUACCUUCGAUGGAUUUUACAAUGGCGUUAAUCACGAAACUGACAUGCGGAAUCUCAAUGGAAACGUCAAUUUUACAAUGCAUUUUAAAGGACACACAAAUAAUAACAAUAAUAAUAAUAAUGGGUCGAAAAAUAAUAAUUUGAACGAAAUAAAAAAUGCGUGGAAUCCAACGGGAAUACCUAAAGUUAACGGGACCAAUUCUUCUUAUCUCACUAAUUCACCGGCUGAAAUGCAUCCACUGCCUCAAUUUAAUGCACACAUUGAUCCCAGAUCAGGCCACAUGUUUCCUCCACCGAAUCCAAUGCCACAUCUUAUGGGUCCGGCUCCCAUCGACAGUUCAGCUUGUCCACCAGAAUUCCUGGCCGAACUCUCGCGAGCCGCAUGUUUGAGCGGAUGUUAUAUUCCAGGACCACAUGAAAAUUUACCAUAUCCUCUUUUUGGAAUUCUUCCUCCUAUAUACGGAGUCAGACACUUACGUCGCAGUGGACCUUCUAGCGAAUUACACUUAAGGCUGGAAGAAUGUUACGAUCAAUUUAAACAUUUGGAAAAAGAAAGGAAAAAAACGGAAGCAGAACUUGCGAGAAAUAAUCCUGGUAAAAAGGUUUCUUCUGCUAAUAAUAUUCCAGUCCCCAGGUUACCUCCGAAUCCUUCAAGAGUGGACAGACUCAUUGUCGAUCAAUCAAGAGAACAUGCUAGAGUAAUAACUCUUAUUGCCAAGAUGGAGCGUUUACGAGGUGGUAAAGUUAAUGAAAAUAUUCAUACGGCAAUGGAAGCUUGGUUGGAAGCUAUAAAAAAAGUACAGUGUCGACGUCGAGACGAAUUAAUUAAUGCAAACAAUCGUCAUCAGGAUAUGAUGGCGGGUAUCGAAACUUAUCGCGUUCAGGAAGAUAAAGACAUUUUAGCUUUGGCGGCAAGCAUUCAAGACCUGAGCAAAGCAUCGAGAAAGGCACGUACCGCAAUGUGGUGUUCACUCAUGGUAACUCUUUUGAAAAAUUUAACAACGAGCGAUUCGAAGGAAACGGAUUCACCACAAAAUCAAGUUGAUGUCCUCGCACCGAUAGUUACAGACGGCUCUCUUAAUAAUUCUUCGAAUCCUUCGACUUCUUCUUCAAACAAUAAUAAUAAACAUUGUGAUACAACAACAACAACAACAACAACUGCAACAGAAAACGAAACGACCAACACCAAUCAAUGA